Molecule: messenger RNA, 858 nt
Organism: Fusarium poae
Lineage: Eukaryota; Fungi; Ascomycota; Sordariomycetes; Hypocreales; Nectriaceae
Exons: 1
Coding region: 1-858 (285 amino acids)
Biological process (GO): regulation of glycogen biosynthetic process
Cellular component (GO): protein phosphatase type 1 complex
Molecular function (GO): glycogen binding; protein phosphatase 1 binding
Source: RefSeq, a predicted model, not a curated record
AUGUCGGGCACCGCCGAACCUCAUCCUGCGACUGCAGCAAAAGUUUUGCCUUCUCGCAUCACCUUCGACUCAGGCAAUGGAGAUGAGAUAUCUUCGUCUCAUGCUCAAGACCAGCGGUGUCCCUCCGUUUCUCGCAGCUCCCCCGGCUACCGUGUGAAGGGGCCACCAGAACUCAUGUUGGAACAGUUACGGGAUCCCUAUCACCGUCAACGCCUCGUUCGAAAGCCUACGCCACGCAAAGCCGUUCAUUUCGAGCUACACGACCAAGUACAGCAUUUCUUCCCAACUAAUCCACCGGUUACUGUGAAGUCUGAGCCACAGCUUAUGAGAGGAGUCCAUGAGGACUCUGCUCGCAAGCCCCCGAGCCCAAUAACUUCACUCUAUAUUAUACGAUCUCCAUCAACCCGGUGGGAAGUUAUCUGUUCAACUAUAGUCUCCAAGAUCACCGAGAAGACGACCGUGAAGCUAGAGAGACUAUGGAUAUCCGCUGACGAAAAUUGCUUCUUGGGGUCUGUCGCAGUAGCCAAUCUCGCGCAAGAGAAAUCAGUCACUUGCAGGUUUACGUUUGAUCAUUGGGAAACAAUUUCUGAAGUUCGUGCCCAUUACGCACAUGUUACAAGUCAUCAAGCUGAGCUUGACCGGUUCUUGUUCACGCUGAAGCUUCCAAAUGUAGCUCUGGUUCAUCCUGGAAUCAAUACUUUCCACUGCUGCAUUAGAUACAUCGUCAAUGGCCAAGAGUUCUGGGACAAUAACAAUGACCUCAAUUAUCAAGUUAGCUUCAGAAGGAAGGAACUGUCUAAGGAUAUGACAACAUACAAAUCUAUUACGCCCGGUAGGCCAACGCCCAAUGGGCUCUGA